GAUUACAUUGCUGCAAUGAUUGCCUUUGAAUCUUCUUUAGUUUCCCUAUAUAUAUUUUAUACUCAUAAACAGCCUCCUUCAUUCCCUAGGCAUCGCUUAGUUACAUCCAUGGAGUCAAGGCUCUGCUUAAAGUUUCUCUAUGCAUUCGUAUGCGUUUCAGCCACUAUUCUCUUGAUCGCUCACUGUGAUGCCAGACUUAUGGUUCAUGCAUGGAAGCAUCAUGGCUCAAGCCUCCAUCAAAAGCUAAGAACAACCGAUCGUGUUGCCUCGAAUGGUGAUCCGUAUACCCUCGACUCACCUAUUUUUCUACCUCCUUUGGACUCUUCAUCGUCACCAUUUCCUCAGCCUCCCCACUCUCCUACAUUAACCCCACAAUCACCUUCCCAACCUCCUGCGCCUCCAACAAGUUACGGCCUACCGACACCUCCACCGCCGAGUAACAUCAUCCGCAGCCCGCCGCUAAGUCCUCCUGAAAUAGCUCCUCCGAAACAUGGGUUCAACUCACCUAGCAUUUUCCCAAGUCCACCUCAACUUCAACCUAGUCCACCAAAACAUGUUCCUAUGGCCCCUAAGCAGGUUCCGGGCCGACCCGUUUCUGAACCGCCGAUGAUGAACCCAUCACCUCGUCCUCCUCCACACAAAGGGUCACGGUCCGGUGCUUGGUGUGUGGCUAAGCCGACAGUGCCUGAUUCGUUGAUCCAAGCCGCCAUGGAUUAUGCAUGUGGGUCUGGUGCAGAUUGCAAGUCGAUUCAACCCAACCAGGCCUGCUUCCAACCCAACACAAUGAUGGCUCAUGCAUCGUACGCUUUCAACAGUUACUGGCAAAACACAAAGGGGCGUGGUGGCACUUGUGAUUUCGGAGGAACCGCCAUGCUUGUUACCGUUGAUCCUAGUAAGUUUUGGUAAAUGCAAGUUCAGCAACAAUUGAUCGCACGAAAGAGCCAUUUGAGAGACCAUUGAUUUCAGAGUUUGAACCCGCAGGCUAGAUGCGAUUUUUACAUGGAUAUAGCUACUUAAUUCAGCCAUUGAGCUUGGUUCCUAUAUUCUAUUAAUCUGAUAAGCUUCCAUGAAAAGUGUAUUUUAUAUACACGUAUAUAUAAUAUAUAUACCCUAUGUAGUUAAUAUGAAAGGUAACAA
Hibiscus syriacus is the source of this 1137-nucleotide messenger RNA. Its product is annotated as probable glucan endo-1,3-beta-glucosidase A6. The record is from RefSeq and is a predicted model, not a curated record. The coding region runs from base 16 to 906 and encodes 296 amino acids. The transcript has 3 exons. Lineage: Eukaryota; Viridiplantae; Streptophyta; Magnoliopsida; Malvales; Malvaceae.